Molossus molossus (Pallas's mastiff bat) is the source of this 4159-nucleotide messenger RNA. RefSeq names its product ubiquitin family domain containing 1 (gene UBFD1). Lineage: Eukaryota; Metazoa; Chordata; Mammalia; Chiroptera; Molossidae. The coding region runs from base 93 to 1025 and encodes 310 amino acids. The transcript is spliced from 7 exons. The record is from RefSeq and is a predicted model, not a curated record. Gene Ontology annotation, molecular function: cadherin binding; RNA binding.
CGAGAUUAGGGGCUGCAGCGGGGGCCAAUCUCCGCCAGCUCGCCUUUUCCCGGCGGCCCCUGCGGGCGCGGUGGGUGUUGUACACAAUCAUCAUGGCGGCGGCCGGGGCCCCGGAUGGCAUGGAGGAGCCUGGCAUGGACACGGAGGCCGAGACCGUGGCGGCCGAGGCGCCCGCGCGGCCCCUCAACUGCAUGGAGGCCGAAGCCGCGGCGGGGGCGGCGGCCGAGGACGUCUGUGCGGCGCGAGGCAACCUGCAGCCGGCCCCGGCCCAGCCCCCUGGGGACCCCGCGGGCCGGGCUUCGGUCAGCAAUGGCGAGGACGCGGGCGGCGGCAGCGCGGGCAGGGAGCUGGUGGACCUGAAAAUCAUCUGGAACAAGACUAAGCACGACGUGAAGUUCCCUCUGGACAGUACAGGCUCCGAGCUGAAACAGAAGAUUCACUCGAUUACAGGUCUCCCGCCGGCCAUGCAGAAAGUCAUGUAUAAGGGACUUGUCCCUGAGGAUAAGACGUUGAGGGAAAUAAAGGUGACCAGCGGAGCCAAGAUCAUGGUGGUUGGCUCCACAAUAAAUGAUGUUUUAGCAGUAAACACACCCAAAGACUCUGCGCAACAGGAUGCCAAGGCCGAAGAAAACAAGAAGGAGCCGCUGUGCAGGCAGAAACAACACAGGAAAGUAUUGGAUAAAGGGAAACCCGAAGACGUGAUGCCGUCUGUUAAGGGGGCCCAGGAGCGACUGCCCACGGUCCCCUUGUCUGGCAUGUACAAUAAGUCUGGAGGAAAAGUGAGACUCACCUUUAAGCUAGAGCAAGACCAGCUGUGGAUCGGCACUAAAGAGCGGACUGAGAAGUUACCCAUGGGCUCCAUUAAAAAUGUGGUCAGUGAACCCAUUGAAGGACAUGAGGACUACCACAUGAUGGCAUUUCAGUUGGGCCCCACGGAAGCCUCUUACUACUGGGUGUACUGGGUUCCAACUCAAUAUGUGGAUGCAAUCAAAGACACUGUGCUGGGGAAGUGGCAGUAUUUUUGAAAGCACUUUCACCUCUGGCCCAGGAGACUGACCCAAAGUGAAGGACAUUGCUGGGAGAGGCCUGCAGCAUCCCUGGAUUUCAGAGUUCUGGAACUUUGUUCACAAACAGUUAUAUCCAGUCUAAGGUGAUGUGGUGACUGAAGCCAGAGGUGAUGUUCUUUCACCCUUAGCUUAAUUUUAACUUAAAAUCACCGGUUCCCGUUCUUGCAGUCAGCUUCGUACCAUUUUCAAGUCAGUGCAGUGGAAAUCAAUAAAUUUGAAUUCCGAACGUGUUGUGUGGAAUACUCUUACAUGUGUUCGAGAGUAGGUCUGCCAAGGUUGUGUUUAGAAAGGAAUGGUGAAAAGCUUUCUGCUUUUUUAAAAAGUGAUUUCAACUGAAAUACUUUCAUAAAUCUUUGGUUGCAAACAUUCGGACUGUGUUAUGAUGAGUUGGGGGUGUUUUUUCUUUCUUUUUCAUAUAAAAUUUUAUGCAAAGUGGGAGGGUUGGUAAGCCAUAUUUUUCUGUCCAUUAAUUCAGAUUUACUUCUUUCCUUUUUUUUAUUUUCUCACUUCCUAGAUUUGAGUUUUUGUUUUGAAAACCCAAAGAUGUCAGUUCCUCCUUUUGUACCUCAUCACUGCUUCCUUCCCUGGCCUUCCUCCGGCCGUGCUGCUGCUCGCCAAGGCGCAUGGGAGGGAUGCGCUGUGUCUUGGUCAGGGCGCUCUCACGCGUGCUGUGGUGUCUGAGCAGCGGAGUGUCUCACAGUGACUCUUGUCCACGUGUCUUGCCCUCUGGGCGCCGAUCUCUGGGGCGGCCUACUGCACAUUGACGGUUGUCUGCAGCCCUCUCUGAGUUGGUUUUGACGCCCAGCCUGGCAUGGAUGUGCCUGGCUGUGCUGCUCCAGAAGUCAUGGAUCCCUGGCUGGCAGGGCCUCUCUGAGGGGGCGCCAGAUGGAGGACAGUUUAUACAGCCAUGUAGCCACAGGCCCACUUUGGAAAUUUCAAGAAAUUCUUAAGCAGUCCAAUGGUUAUUUCAGUUAUGGUUCUCUAUUUGUUCCUUCUGCUCAUGUGUUGUGUUCAAGUGUUCUUCAUCCCUGGUUCAGCGAUGCUGCCGUUCUCAGUAAGAAGACGUCUGACCUUGUGGGUUGGUGAUGUGUUGUAACAUCAAAAAUGGGAUAACUUGCUUUUGUGGUUAGCUCACUCUCUUCUGGUUUUAGCCCUUACGUUCUCUGUACACGUGAACCUUGUUGUCCCCUUGUGGCUUGGUUGGCUCUGAAGUGAGGGAGAGUCUUGGUGAGUGGCCUCGUGUGCUGUGUGCUGUUUCUCUGCUGCCGUCCCUGCAGUCCUCCUCCCGCUGGCUGCAGGCUCUCGUAGCAAGGCUUGGACAGAGCGUUUCCAAACUUGGCAUCUGGGUUCCAGGCUGCUCCUGCUUCUGUGAAAUGUAUUAGCUUGUGUGAGCCAGUUAAUGACGAUCUGCACCCUUCCCUCCAAAAUGUAGUUCAGGAACCCAGCUGGUCCAGACAGACUCGUGCUUCUCAUGGUGCAGUUAUGCAUCUGGGCAGGAAGAGCUGCUCUUGUUUUGGGGGGCAUAGGUACACCUGUGAAGUAAGUGUGGCAUCCACGAGGUUGCCCAUUGCGCCCCUUGAAGGAGGAGCAGUGACUGCCUGUGGCCCCUGCAGAAAGUGCUUCUCUGCAGCAGCCCCGUCCUGGAGACGUGUCCCGACAGUGUCACACACCUGGUGUUCUCUGGAGGCAGGUGUCUUCGUCCCCAGGCUGGCCUCGCACUGCUGCUCUCGGAGCCCUUCCCGCCAGCUCUCCGCAUUCGCCCUGUUUGGCCGCCGUGCCAUCUGACGCCCCUUCCCCCGGUGAGAGCGUGUGUCCCAUCGUCCCCCUGCUCCCAAAGAGCCAAACUGCUUCUCACGCAGGCUGGUGUCGUUUCAACAUAGGACCAAAGCCUGGGUGAGCCUUUUUAUUUUAAGUAAAAUGGUGCUUUUUUCCUUACUUCGAGAUACUAUAUAUAAAUAAUAACGUAAAUGACAUCUUUUCAUAUGGAGCUGUGUGAUGGGGCUCACUGAAUCUGCUAGAACAAUCAUGGAGAUCUUGCUGGAAGCCCUCAGAGAGCAGAGGUGGGUGUACCAGGAGCCCCUGGAAGAGAUGUUUGAUUUAGAUCUGAGUCUGUGUCCCAGCAGUAUUCACUGUCUUGUCACUGAGUCCGUGAGCAGUCUUCAUUUUUUGUCUUACAGUCCAGAGUGUACCGAGACAGUCUGUGUCAGCAAGCUGAGCGCCUCUCUCUGUAGGUACAUCGCAGUGUUGCUGUCAUCAGGAUGACUUUCUGUGCAGUUCCUUCACUGUCUGAGGGGACCAGCUCUUUCUCUGGGGUGUGCCUGUCCCUCACGAUGGCACAGGGCAUGUGAGUGGACCGGGGCUGCACCAUGCAGGAGCAGGCGGGCCUGGCCUCAAGUCCUGCCUUCCCUGAGCCUCCCGCAGUCUGCUCACAGGGCCUUGCCUGCCUUCCUUCCCUUCCUGCGGCCACUUGACAGUGAUGACAAAUGAUCCCCGCUGAGGAGGGCUCGGUGCACAGUCAGCCUGUUCACAGAACUGAGACUUUAGAGUUUCUGAACUCUUUGGUGUUAAGUAUUUUAAUUGCUGAUGGGCCUUCUGCAAGUAGUAUUAGCUCUUCUUGUGAGGCUGAACUGAGCUGAGGUGUCCUUUCUGAUCACUCAUGGGCUCAGGAGUCGUCUUAGUUGCUGCUUUACUUUCUAAGGGCCAGAGGGACGAACUGCCACGUUGCCACGGCUCUGAAAAUGUGUCAUAUUUCAGCCAGAAGGGGCUGGCUUUCCCUCCUCUUACUUAACCAUGUGCCUGGAAGAGCUGUCCCGGGCUCUUGUUUUGGGCUCACUCUUUCUGUGCCAGGGGCAGGGAGGGCAGGGGUCGACCCUGUGCCACGGGCCAUGCGAGGGCCGGCCUUUCCAGCCCAUCUUCUGAGGAGCCCUCUCCCUUGCUCCUUGCUUCUGUUCUGUCUGUUGUCUUGGGAAAGGAUGGUCCCUUUGUUUUAAGGCUUUGUGACAAUGUUAUCUCUAGUUAGCAUUGGCGCCUAUUUUCUUCUUAGUAGGGCCUGGUGGCCUCUCUGAAGUUACAGGUGGCCAGGAGCCCUCUGG